AUGUUGAAGGUCAGGCAAGACCCUAAAGACAAAGUCAAUCCAAACGAAGCUAAAUAUGAAGUGCUCGACAACAAUGAGCCUACGGAAAAGAAAGGUGAAGAAAAUCCGAUGAAGGUGGAUCGAUCUGAAGUUGGAAGGAUGAAAUCAGCCGACACAAUUGACGAAGUCAAAAGAACAGAGGACGAAGUUACGGAGGAAACGACAAAGAAACAUGAUGACACUAUAGAUAGAACGACGGCGACAGAUGACAGUUUAGAAGGCAUGACGGCGACAGGAGACCGACAGGGAACCGGUAAAGCGGUCGCACUAAAAGCUAGAGGUUUGGAGAAAUCCAUCAAGUUAAAACAGAAGAGCAAUAAUCAAACUAAAAGGGCACCAGAUCGAGUCCUAGAUUCGGUAGAAGAUGAUAGGAUGGAAAUGAACUCGAAUGACAGCGACGAAGCGCAUUCAUGCAUUGGCUCAAUAACGGAUGGUGAUUCAGUUGGCGGAAGGAUUUCUGCCGGUCUCAACAACAUAAGUAAAAAUCAAAAAGUUCAAGAAAAAGCAGGAACAAACCAGAUAAAUAGGCCGAAGAAAGCAGAUAAUAAGGCAGGUGAACUGGAUUUCGCAAAUGCUUUGAAGGAGUUGAAAGCGCUAAGAGAAAAGGAGAAACCGAAUUCUGGAGAGCAAAGCGCCGUGUUGCAACAUGAUGUCUAUGUUUUGUGGGAUGUGAAAGUGAUGUGGAAACGUUACCUAUAUUACAGCAUGGGAUUCGUUUCUAAUAAGGAAUCCGAAGAAAAGAAAGGCAAGGAGCGAAAGCCAGGAAUGGCAGCCAUAAACAAAGUGAAUCUUCCGAUGCAAAGAAAUACUGAUGAAAAGAACAAGAAAGUGAAAGAAAAGGUGCAAAAAAAGGUAGUAAAUCCGCCACAUGAGUGCCCGAAGUCGGAAUCUAUUAUUAACCAGGAAAAGUCAGAAAAAUCUCGUCCGUUGAUACCGUGA
Messenger RNA from Angiostrongylus costaricensis, 978 nucleotides. The record is from the annotation of a GenBank genome assembly. NCBI's taxonomy places the organism in Eukaryota, Metazoa, Nematoda, Chromadorea, Rhabditida, Metastrongylidae.